Octodon degus (degu) is the source of this 1728-nucleotide messenger RNA. RefSeq names its product activator of HSP90 ATPase homolog 2, pseudogene (gene Ahsa2). The transcript has 9 exons. Gene Ontology annotation, molecular function: ATPase activator activity; protein-folding chaperone binding. The record is from RefSeq and is a predicted model, not a curated record. The coding region runs from base 72 to 998 and encodes 308 amino acids. Gene Ontology annotation, biological process: protein folding; positive regulation of ATP-dependent activity. Gene Ontology annotation, cellular component: cytosol. NCBI's taxonomy places the organism in Eukaryota, Metazoa, Chordata, Mammalia, Rodentia, Octodontidae.
ACCGAGCCGCAAUCCCGGGAGCUUGCGCUCACGUCCCGUCGUUAUCUCUAGUGGAUCCAGAUACAAAUAAAAUGACAGAGCGGGAUGCCACGAGCUGGUCCAAGGCGAAGCUCCAAGAGGUCUUGGUGGGCAUCGUGGUGGAGAAUGAGGCCGGCCGCUGUGAGACCAGUGAGCUGAAGCGGGUGGAAGGUGAGGCUUCUUGCAGCAGCCGCAGAGGAAAGCUGAUUUUCUUCUAUGAGUGGAACAUCAAGCUGGGCUGGAAAGGUACAAUGAAAGAAUCUGGUGCAAAGCACAAGGGAUUAAUUGAGAUACCCAGCCUUUCUGAAGAAAACGAAGUAGAUGACACAGAGGUGAACGUGAGUAAAAAGAAAGGAGAUGGGGAAAUACUGAAGGAUCUUAUGAAAACUGCAGGCACCGCCAAGGUCAGGGAGGCCCUUGGAGAUUACCUGAAGGCACUUAAGACGGAAUUCACCAUGGGAAUGAUUUUACCAACAAAAGCUUUCACAAACCAGGAAUUGACUGUUAAAAGGAAACUGACUGAAAACACCUUGCAGAUUCAGGCCUCCUCUCCAGUGGCCUUGGGUGUAAAGAUUCCCACUGUGGCUCUACACAUGACGGAACUGUUUGACACAACGGUGGAGCAGCUGUACAGCAUCUUCACUGUGAAAGAUCUGGUGCAAAAAUUUUCUAAAUCUCCUGCUGUACUGGAAGCUGAAAAGGGAGGGAAAUUCCAGAUGUUUGAUGGGACCAUCACAGGUGAAUACAUAGAACUGUUAAUAAAUAGAAAGAUCGUCAUGAAAUGGAGAUGUAAAAACUGGCCAGAAGAGCACUAUGCAACAGUAGCACUGAGUUUUAUGCCUACUCUAGGGCAAACGGAAUUACAAUUGGACUGUAAAGGAGUUCCCAUCUGUAAAGAAGAGAACAUGAAAUUCUGUUGGCAGAAGCAGCAUUUUGAAGAAAUAAAAUGUUUACUGCAGCUGAUUACCCUAAAUAGCUGAAAUAGCUUUUAUAUUAGGGGCAUUACUUUUUAUAGUGCAAAGUUUCAUGUUUACCUCUUUAUCAGUACUUCCUUUAAAAAAAAAAAACAACAAAACUCAAUUUAUAUCAGAUGAAAUUCACGAACAGAAUUUAAAAGCGAUGACUGAUUACUCUGCGUUGAGUUCAGAGUGGUAAGCAAUCUGAAACUAUCAGCUUCACUUUCCAUAGAGUUCCUCUAGUAAGAGGUUGAAAUCUCUGUGUGCAAGUAGUUGAAGUUUCUCAAGCUAAAGCUCAUGCUAACAAGUUGGCCUUCAGCUGUACUUUUAAGUUCCAGAACACAAAAUAAAUGGCAUAUUAUACUAUUCCUUUAUUUUACUUUAGUGUUUCUAAGGUGUAUAGCUUAGUCAAGCAGUGGCAUGUUACGUUCAGAAGCAUGUUAGUUGUGGUGUGUGGGCUAGCUGGAGUGCUGUGACUCCUCCUUAUCUUCUUUGGUUGACCUUGUGACUAUUAUGCACUUAGUGGUGGAGACAGUUGAGAAGUACAUGGGUAAGUUGCUGUUUUAGAAUGCCACUAAGUUGAAUGUAAUAGAGCAGAAUGGGUAAGUGCUUCCCCCACUCACUUUCCUCAUUAUUUUCAUCUGAGAAGACUGAAGCAACAUAUAUAAACAAAUGAAAAGUCAUCACAAUCAGUUUAAUUAAGUGCACAGAAUAGCAAUCAGUCAUGUCAAUAAAAAUAAAACAAUUAUUUUUA